CCUUGACUAAAAGUAAGCAUCUUGCAUCGACUACUCGCGCUCAAACCUGAGUAGCCAGCACAACAUGUCCACCAAUACAGAGCCCGUCUGGGACUCGUCCGUCAUCAGACUAGAACACAUGCCUCCACAGGCAAAGAUCUGGCAGUCCUCGGACGAUUGGACGGGGGUGAUUGAUCGGAAACAGCGCCGGAAGUUGCAGAAUCGGCAGAAUCAGAGAGCAUACCGGCGAAGAAGAAAACACGACGAGCCAGACCUACCUAGCCAGAUCCCCUCAUCGGCGGUAAUGCUCGUCCAGUCAUUUGAUCUUCCUACCCCCCAACCAUCACCACAAUCUAUACAAGAUCCCCACCCAGACGCAGAAUACAACAACGACCAGAUCCAAUGCCACCACGCCCCGCGCCACGCCCUGUCCAUGCGCCGGACCUUCAACGCCAUCCUCCAGCAAGCCUACAUGGACCGCUCGCCCCGCCUCGAGCACCUAAUCGGCCUCAGCCGCCUCAACGUCCACCGCGCCAUCAACGAGAACAUCACCGCCCUCGGCAUGACCCCUUCCUGGAUGAUCUCCGACGCCGCCAUCUCCAUCUUCAACGUCCUCCAACCUGGCCCCUGGGGCCAUGACCACGAACACACCAUCCCCGAUAGUCUCCGCCCGACAGAGGUCCAGCGCACGGUGCCGCAUCACCCGUGGUUAGAUUUCUUCCCGUUCCCGAACAUGCGCGAUCGUUUGAUUCUGGCGCAGGAUGUGAUCGACGAGGAUGACCUUUGUCAUGAUCUGAUGGCGUUCUGGGAUACGAGGAACACGCAGGCGACGCUGCUGGUGUGGGGCCAGCCGUGGGAGCCGCGGAAUUGGGAGGUCACGGAGGGGUUUGCGAGGAAGUGGGGGUGGCUGUUGCUGGGGUCGCCGGAGGCGUUGGUCGCUAGUGAUAGUUGGCGCAGGAGAAGGGGGGAGAGGGGGUUGGCGUGGAGGGAGAUCUUAGGUGUGUCUACAACUACAUCUACAUCUACAUCUACAUAG
This is a messenger RNA of Aspergillus steynii IBT 23096, 1015 nucleotides long. Its product is annotated as bZIP transcription factor. The transcript has 2 exons. Bases 65 to 1015 code for a protein of 316 amino acids. The record is from RefSeq and is a predicted model, not a curated record. NCBI's taxonomy places the organism in Eukaryota, Fungi, Ascomycota, Eurotiomycetes, Eurotiales, Aspergillaceae.